Colletotrichum karsti is the source of this 507-nucleotide messenger RNA. RefSeq names its product V-type proton ATPase proteolipid subunit 2. Gene Ontology annotation, biological process: proton transmembrane transport. The transcript is spliced from 6 exons. The coding region runs from base 1 to 507 and encodes 168 amino acids. Gene Ontology annotation, cellular component: proton-transporting V-type ATPase, V0 domain. Lineage: Eukaryota; Fungi; Ascomycota; Sordariomycetes; Glomerellales; Glomerellaceae. The record is from RefSeq and is a predicted model, not a curated record. Gene Ontology annotation, molecular function: proton-transporting ATPase activity, rotational mechanism.
AUGGCCGAAGACUCCGCUCUCGCCCCGAAGUUCGCGCCGUUCAUCGGAAUGGCCGGCAUCGCGGCUGCCAUGAUCUUCGGAUGCAUCGGCGCCGCAUACGGUACCGCGAAGUCUGGUAUUGGUAUCGCUGGUGUGGGAACCUUCAGACCUGACCUGAUCAUGAAGGCACGCCACCUUUGUCUGAUCCCCGUCGUCAUGUCCGGUAUCAUUGCUGUCUACUCCCUCGUCAUCUCCGUCCUCAUCGCCCAAGAUCUCUCGCCCCCUGGCACGGGAAGCGAAUACAGCUUGUUCAACGGUUUCAUGCACCUUGCUUGCGGUGUUUCUGUCGGUUUCACCGGCCUCGCUGCUGGAUACACAAUCGGUGUUGUCGGCGACAAGGGUGUGCGCUCGUACAUGGAGCAGUCCCGCGUCUUCGUCGGCAUGGUCCUGAUUCUCAUUUUCGGCGAAGUCCUGGGUCUUUACGGUCUCAUCGUCGCCCUGAUCUUGAACACCAAGUCCAAGGGCUAA